AGGGAUAACAAGAAACGCGGCUGUGCCUUCGUGCAAAGCUCUCCACCGCUCCAAUCCUAAAGCUCCUUCUGGUAUCUACUGGAUUGACCCGAACCGUGGUUCCCACGAUGACGCUUUCCAGGCCUACUGCGACCAGUGCACAGCGGGAGGAGGUUGGACACUAGUGUGGAGUUACAACUUCACCAACUACGGCAGUUUUACGAGUACCUCCAAUGCAGUAACCCCGAGACCCAACUGGCCGGUGAGAACGGCGAAUGUACGAGUUUCAACGACCGCACCGCGAGGUGAGACCAACUAUGAGGCAAUGAACUUCAAAUUGUGGCGUCGACUCGGUAGGGAGAUCCUGAUCAAGUCGAACAUCAAUAACUGGAUCGUGUGCAAGCCUGGCAGCGGGAGCCUGGUACUGUGGAAGGCAGGUUCGAUCAACUGCAGGGUCGUUAAAGUUGUGGCCAGAAAAUGUCCAACCACUGUGCCGACAAGUCUAACAAUCCAUUCUUAUGGGCCAUAUUUGGCUAACUCCAGUCUAUACUACUACUUCGAUGGCUACACUGGAGCUAACUGGCCCACCCACGACCCUUGUGGUAUUAAUGCCGCUAAMCACCUACACAACAUAGCUAACCCACACGGUAACAUAUACGUGAGAUAAAAACGGCUUAUAGAAUACACUGAAGUCGCCAAACCAAUAGCCUCGGUUCCUCACGGGUCCUCUCUACUAACGACCGUGGAGAGGGUCCGUGGGGAUCUGGGACCGAAAGUAAUGGCGGCUGGGGAGAAGACUACCAAACCAAAAAACUAAGAUAAGCAUUUUAAACUUCAACUGUAAAUGGAGAUCAGUCAUUAAAUWAAAUAAAAAGCUAACUCAGUCCCCGAAA
Messenger RNA from Actinia tenebrosa (Australian red waratah sea anemone), 872 nucleotides. RefSeq lists its product as uncharacterized. Lineage: Eukaryota; Metazoa; Cnidaria; Anthozoa; Actiniaria; Actiniidae. The record is from RefSeq and is a predicted model, not a curated record. Gene Ontology annotation, molecular function: oligosaccharide binding; extracellular matrix structural constituent.